CAAGAGCAGUAUUACACUACAUAUCUGAAGGGAAAGUUUUAGAUAUGCAAAUGAUUAAUGUACCUCAUAGAUAUACAGGAAAAGGUUUAGCACGAUUGCUUACAGAGACAGCAUUUACAUAUGUUAUUCUGAAUAAUUACUAUAUGUACUUGACAUGUGAGUACAUGCAGAAGUAUUAUCUUGCAAUUAAAAAUCCAGAUCUUGAAGAAUAUGUUGUUGGACCACCACAUAUUUUAGAAGGACCUGAUUCAAAAUCCUUAGACCCUAAUAUUAUAUAUGAAUUACCUGAUCCAGAAGAUUUUUUGAUAUAUUCUUCUUAAUAAAUAAUUUUUAUAUCAUUAGUUAUUGAAAUCUUGAGUAAUUAUUGAGUUAAAUUAUUUAUGAUUUAAAAUUUAUUAUUGCUUCAUAUUGUUAAUAAAAUGGAGGAGAUAGAAUAUAUUACUAUAAUUGAAUGGUUCUGUUAUCAAUUUUAUUACAAUGGCAUGUUAGUUUAUUGCAAAGAAGCAUGUGAAAUAUAUCCAACAAAUGAAUGCUUAAGAAUAUUUCUAAGUCUCGCAUAUAUAUUAACUGGGAAGAUUCAAGAAGCAAUUAAAGAAAGUUCGAAUUUAAUGAAUAAUGCAGACAAUACAUUGGCAGCAUUAUUUCUUCAAAAUAUUGCUUAUAUGAAAAAUGAAAAUGUUGAAAAAACUACUAUAAUACAGAUUGAAACAAGAAUUAGGGAUGAGAAACGAAAAUCGUCUUCAAAUGCCCUCUUAUUAGCAGCUUUAGUAUUGCUUUUAUCUCAGAAGAUUGAUAAAGCUAAAGAAUACAUAGAAAGAGCUUACAAGCUCGAUUCAUCUAAUAAAAAUGUUCUAUUAACGAAAGGUUGGGUGGAUUUAUUUAUUAUAAGCGAAAAUAACUCGAGCGAAUCAAGUUUAUUCGAAAUUGUUCUAGAACAAGAUCCAAAGAACGUGAAUGCUUUGCUUGGAUUUGCAAAAUAUAAACAACAACGCGGAGAUUACGCAGGAGCAAUAUUAACAUUGAAUUCAUUAAUUGUACGUUAUCCUAAAUUAUGUUUACCCUUGGUUGAAAAAUUGUACAAUCAACUUGGAAUGAAGGAUUGGGAUCAAGUUCUAGAGACUGCUAACAGAAUAUUAUCAAUUGAUUCAAAUAAUUUAGAUGCAAUAAAAGCACAUGCAUUUGUAAAUAUUUGCAGAGACGGAAAUUUCAACGAAGGAUUAAAACAUUUACAAUCCUUUUUUAGAAAUAUGAUAAUUAUAGAAACAAAGAAUAUUACAAUUUUAGUGAAUAAUAUUCAGUUAUUUUCACGAAUAGCUUGUAAGAAUCAAGGAAUUUUAACAGAACUUUCUAAGAUCGUUGAAAAAAUGUUACAACAGCAUUUGAAAAAUGCAGAUCUUAUGAUAGAAUUAGGAAAUUUGUAUAUUUCAUUAGAUAAAAUAAAAGAUGCAGAACAUUGGUAUAGAAGUGCUAUUCGAAUAAACGAAUCUUCGUUUGCUGCUUUGAUGGGAUUAGCUCAUUGUCAAUUUUUAGAUACUUCGAUCGACGCUUCGGAUUUGGCACAACAACAAAUAGAUUUUUUGAUGGAAAUACAAUCUAAUUCGGUAAACGCAGAAUUGCUUUUUAUAUCUGCAAAAUUAAAUUCCAAUGAUUCCAUCAAAGCUUUGAAUUAUUUAAAUAAUGCAGCUACAAUCAUACUGGACAAUUGUAAAUAUGUACCAUAUGGUUACGAUUAUAUAAAAAAAUUAAAUCCUGAUUUAUGUUUAGAAAUUUCUAAACAACGUUUAAUUUAUUCUAUAACAAAUAAUGUAACAAAUUUUGAGGAAAGUGUAUCCAAUUACAAAGAAGCAAGUUUAUAUUUGUUAGAAGAAUUAUCAGAAGCAUAUCCUGGUUUAAGUAUGGCACAAUUAUUAAUUAGUAAAGCUAAAAUGCAGAGUGGAAAUUUAGAAGAAGCUUCAUAUAUAUUAAAGAAUUUUUUAGACAAUGUUGACUCAUCUAAUGCAAAAGCUUAUUUAUUAAUGGCUCAAAUUCAAGCAUGUCAAGGGAAUUAUCAAUUGGCUUCACAAAGUCUUGAAGUUGGUUUAAGUUAUAAUUUUAAAAUCAGAGACAAUCCAAUUUAUCAUUUAAUUACUGGCAUGGUUCAAAAACAGGCAAAUGAUAUGGAAGGUGCAAUAAAGAGCUUUCAGACAGCUAUGUCGUAUGCAGGAAUACAACCAUACAAGAGUAAUAAUUUAGAAAUCUCAGAUAUUUCAACAUCAGAUAUGGCAACAUUGUAUCUUGAGCUGAUUUCUGCUUAUGGAAAAAUGAAACGAUUUAAUGAUGCAAUUAUUAUAAUACAAGAUGCAAAAGUAAAUCUUGGAAAUACGUCAGAAGAAGGUAAAAUAUUAAUAGGAAAUGCUGAAUUACUUUUAGAAAUGGGAGAGUUGGAUAAUGCCAUUGAUUGUUUAUCUAAAAUAACUCCAGAUCAACCUUAUUAUUUACAAGCACAUACGCGUUUAGCCGAAAUAAAUUUAAAAUACAAAAAAGAUCGUCCUGCCUUUGCUAUGUGUUUCAGAGAAUUGGUUGAACAUUGUCCUGGUCCUAAGACAUAUAGUAUGCUUGGUGAUGCAUAUAUUUCUAUUCAAGAACCAGAGAGAGCAGUAGAAGCAUAUGAACAAGCUUUAAAACAGAAUCCUAGGAAUAAAAUAGAUAUUGCAAGUAAGCUAGGAAAGGCACUCGUAAAAACGCAUCAGUACACAAAAGCCAUCAAUUAUUACAGAGAUGUGAUGAAACAAGAAAACUUUAAAAGCUUAAAAUUAGAUCUUGCAAAAUUGUUCAUAAAGAUGAAACAAUACGAUAAAGCGGAAACUACAUUGGUCCAGGAAUUGCAAGAAAGUCGUCGAGAUUCAGAUUUAAAAAGUUUACAAGUACGCACUCAACUUUUAUUUUUGCUCGCUAAAACUCGAGAAAAAGCAGAUAAUAUACAAGGCGCUUUAUCAGCAUUGAAAGAGGCUAAAGAAAAUCAGCAUAGAUACAUGCAACGUAUGGGAACAAGCUCUAAUUUGGAAGAUGAGAAACAGCUUUUGGCUAAUAUUUGUUUAACAAUGGCUGAUCAUUCUUCUUCUUUAAGAGAUUAUGAUCAAGCUAUUAUAUAUUAUAAGGAAGCAUUAAAUCAUAAACCUGCAAACAUAAAUGCUUUAUUAUCUUUAGCAAAGCUUUACAUGCAGACUAAUAAUUUGGAUCGAUGUGCUCAAAGUUGCACAAUUCUUUUGAAUACUGAUCCUAAUAAUGAAGCUGCUUCGAUAAUGAUGGCAGAUCUUGCAUUUAGAAAAGUUGAUUUUGACACGGCAGCGUUUCAUUUUCGACAACUAUUAUUAAAACAACCAACUUAUUGGACCGCGUUAGCAAGAUUGAUAGAAGUUUCUCGUAGAAUAGGAGAUAUGGACGAUCUUGAAGAAUGGCUUCAUCGAGCAGAACUAGAAAUGAGCAAUGCAAAUUUAACAGCCGGUUAUUAUUAUUGUGCCGGUUUGUUGGAUUGGCGUAUGGGACGAUUAAAUUCUGCACUUCGUCAAUUUAAUUUUGCAAGACGUGAUCCUGAGUGGGGUCAACAAGCAAUAUAUAAUAUGAUCGAAAUUUGUUUAGACCCGGAUGAUGAUUCUUCUCUUUCAAAUGAAGUCUUUAACGAUGAUGAUGUUGAAUAUCAGGAUUCUAGAACAAUGGCUUUGAAAACAGCCUAUCGCUUGCUACAGGAUUUGAAUCCUAAAGGCAGUCCACAUGAAAUGCUCACACAUAGAUUGUUAAGUAAUUUUUUUCUACUUGCAACAAAACAAAAAUCCAAUGUUGAAAAAGCAUUACAAGAUUGUACAACAUUAGCUAGUCAAGAAGCAUUACGAGAUCAUGUUGGACCAGCUUUAGGCAUGGCAAUGGCUCAUAUUCUUUUAAAACAAACUCCUAGAGCUCGAAAUCAUUUGAAACGUGUCAGCAAGAAUACAUGGACUUUUGAGGAUGCUGAAUAUUUAGAACGUUGUUGGUUACUCUUAGCGGAUAUUUAUGUACAAUCUAACAAAUAUGAUUUAGCAAAUGAUCUUUUAAAACGUGUUCUACAACAUAAUGCCACUUGUGUAAGGGCUCAUGAACUAUCUGGAUACAUUGCAGAAAAGGAGCAAAAUUAUCGUGAAGCUGCGUCGCAAUACAAUCAAGCAUGGAAAUAUGGUGGAAAAUCAAAAUUGUCUGUCGCCUACAAGUUAGCUUAUUGUUCGAUGAAAGCUAAAGCUUAUGCAGAUGGGAUAGAAGCUUGUAACGAAGUUUUGAAACAAAAUCCAGAUUAUCCCCGUAUUAAAAAAGAGAUUUUAGAAAAAUGUAUAAAUAAUUUGCGCACCUAA
Apis florea (little honeybee) is the source of this 4358-nucleotide messenger RNA. RefSeq names its product tetratricopeptide repeat protein 21B. Gene Ontology annotation, biological process: protein localization to cilium; intraciliary retrograde transport. Gene Ontology annotation, molecular function: protein binding. Lineage: Eukaryota; Metazoa; Arthropoda; Insecta; Hymenoptera; Apidae. Gene Ontology annotation, cellular component: intraciliary transport particle A. The record is from RefSeq and is a predicted model, not a curated record.